Molecule: messenger RNA, 1662 nt
Organism: Diaporthe citri
Lineage: Eukaryota; Fungi; Ascomycota; Sordariomycetes; Diaporthales; Diaporthaceae
Exons: 5
Coding region: 1-1662 (553 amino acids)
Biological process (GO): transmembrane transport
Molecular function (GO): oligopeptide transmembrane transporter activity
Source: RefSeq, a predicted model, not a curated record
AUGUUCUUCUACUAUUGGUUCCCCGGCUACCUGUUCACGGCGUUGAGCACGUUCAACUGGAUGACCUGGAUCGCGCCCCAGAGCAUCACCCUGGCCAUCCUGACUGGGUCGAGCCUCGGGCUGGGGCUGUUGAACCCCAUCACCACCUUCGAUUGGAACGUUGCAACCUCGUCUUAUGCAGCCCUGGCCCAGCCCUUCUUUUCCACCUGCACCAUGUACAUCAGUGCCAUCCUGGGCGGCUUCAUUAUCCUCGGAAUCUACUAUACUAAUAUGUACAACACUGCUUACCUGCCUAUCAACUCGUCGUCGGCUUUCACCAACAACGGCACCGCAUACAAGGUCCAGGAGGUCAUCACCAACAACAGGCUCGACCACGAGAAGUAUCAGCAGUACUCGCCGCCAUUUUACACCGCCGGCUACAUCCUCACCGUCGGCGCAAACUUUGCCUUCUACCCGGUCUACUUCCUUUAUAUCACUUUCAACCAGUGGAAGACUGUCUCCAAUGCGUACAAGGACUUUUGGGCCGGGAUACGUCACGGCAAGGGCAACUACGAGGGUGCUGUGGACAUCCACAGCCGGCUGAUGGCGCGCUACCCCGAGGUCCCCGACUGGUGGUUCCUGCUCAUUCUCGUGCUGGCAAUUGUGCUGUCCGUCGUCUUCCUCGAGAUCUACGACCUCGCCACACCUGUGUGGCUGACUUUCCUCGUGAUCGGAAUCAACCUGAUCUUCGCCGUGCCUUUGUCUUUCCUCUCAGCAACCACAGGCACGAAUCUCGGGCUUGGCUCGCUCAUUCAAGUUAUCACCGGGUUCUUGCCGGGCAACUACAACGCCUACCUUUAUGCGCAGACGCUUGGUUCGUGGGCACUGGCUGGUUAUGGAGACAAUUAUGUGCAGGACCAAAAGAUGGCCCACUACUGCAAGAUCCCCCCGCGCGCUGUAUUUCGCAGCCAGAUCGGCACCAUUAUCAUCACCUGCUUCGUGGCGGUGGGCACGCAGGACUUCAUCAUGAACCACGUCGAGGGCAUCUGCACGCCCUCACAGCCUCAAAAGUUCACGUGCGCCAACGAUGGUGCCCCAAUGUACGCGAACAGCUUGAUGUGGGGAGUCCUGGGGUCCAACAUCAUGUUUAAUUCCAUGUACCCGCUCUUCAAGUGGUGCUUCCUCAUCGGACUGGCCAUCCCGGUGGUCUUCCUGGUCCCGCAGUACUACGGCCCCAUCUACCUGCCUGGCGUCAAGGAGCGGCUGAGGGCCAAGCUCAGGCCGCGGACGUUCGAGCUGCUGGACCGCUCCUUGUUCCCAUUUGUGGCGUCUCUGUUGUGGUUGAACCCUAUCCUCAUCAUCCAGGGGAUCCAGCACUGGGCGCCGUCGAACCUGUCGUACAAGACUCCGGGCAUGAUCCUGUCGUUCAUCUUCAUGUACUGGCUGCCACGGCGCCACCUGGCAUGGUGGGAAAAGUACAACUACGUUCUGUCGGCCGCGCUAACAGCCGGUGUUGCCAUCAGCGCGCUGGCCAUGUUCUUUGCCGUAUCCUACCUUCCAGUCAGCCUCAAGUGGUGGGGAAAUACGGUCAGCUCGUCGGGAGUUGAUGGCAGCAGUGUCGGUAUAUUGCCCAUACCAGAGCGAGGAUACUUUGGCCCGGAGAAGGGUCAUUUCCCGUCUUAA